Ruditapes philippinarum (Manila clam) is the source of this 1171-nucleotide messenger RNA. RefSeq lists its product as uncharacterized. The coding region runs from base 141 to 1061 and encodes 306 amino acids. The record is from RefSeq and is a predicted model, not a curated record. The transcript is spliced from 5 exons. Lineage: Eukaryota; Metazoa; Mollusca; Bivalvia; Venerida; Veneridae.
CGUUUAUAUAUAAUUCACAUGGUUAUGUGUUUCUAUAUUUACAUUUUCACGCUUAAUGGACCCGUUUGAAAACAUAACAACGCAAAGUGUGGAAGUAGUAGAGAGAUUUUACCAGUAAUUCUUACACCUUUCACCCCUUGAUGACAAAUUCAGAUCAAACGUUCCGUAAGCAGAGACUUGAAGACGGGUCACAGGUUGAAGACUGCUAUGGUAUUGGUAACCAACCUGCCACAUUUUUAGACCUUCAUGAUGACAGCAUAUUUGAAAAUGAAUAUCACUUUCAAAACGAGGCUGUAACUAAUCAAAAGGUCGAUAGGUCAGAGGUUACAAUUUAUGACACACUUCAACGAAGAAUACGUGAACUGGAGGACACCGUGUACUUGCGGAAUAGAGAACUACAAAGGAGCAAAGUUCUUGAGAGGGAUUUUGAAGAGGCGUUGAUCACCAUUGCUAAAAGGGACGCGGAGAUUAAGCUACUACGUGACAGCAGGGAGAAGUAUUUCAAUGAGUACGUGUUUUACGAGCGUCAAGCCGCGGCGAAAACGCAGCAGUGCGAGAAUUACGAAGAACGAAUCCGUGAGUUGAAUCUUCAUCGGGUGGAGGACAUGCAGAAGAUAAGAGAGUUGGAAGAAAAUGUCAACUUUUACAAAGAGAAGUGUGAACUUGAUAUAACACAGAGAAAAGUUUUACAUGGAUUUCGUCUGGUCCAAAAACAUGAGGAAACCCCAACCGAUUCUGGCAUCGGGCAUGAACCUAAUGCAUCUCCUCCAAAAAGACGACGUCACUUCCGGAAAUCUCUGACAAGUUUACCGAAAUGUAGGAAUUGUCAAACAGUGUUUGAUCAAUUGAGACCACAUGAGAUUUCAUGCACCUUUCAUCGAGCUUCACCACAACCCCUGAAGGCUUGGAAAUCUCAAAUGAAUCUUGCUGACCUGCAACUGGACAAAAUGGACCUUAACGGCUACAUGUUUUGGCCAUGUUGUGAGAAGUACGGUCUAAAAGAACCUCCAGGCUGUCUCAAACUGAAGAGUCACGAAAUUAUCUCCCCUGAUGAAGAGUAACUAUUUACCAGUCAGUUAUGAGAUAUAUUCAGCUCAUUCUAGGUGCCAUAUAUUUAUAUUUACAAAACAUUUACAGAAAGUUCGAUUAUAAGAUGACAUUUCAAAACAGU